AUGGUAACCAAGUGCAAGGUUGCUUGCAAAGCCUGCAACUUGCGACGGGUGAAGUGUGACCGGACUGAGCAAGGACCCUGCUCGAACUGUCGAUUGGCAGGGCAAGAUUGCCAACCCAUCGUGUCCAGGCGUGGAAAGUAUCCGCGUACUGGUGUCCAGCGCACCGAAUCUCGGGCGGCAUUGCGUCGAUCUCAACGACGGCAAGACAACGAGGGUAGCCACAAUAGUGCAUUGUCGGAAGAAUCAUAUCAAGACACUAUCACAGUCGGACUAGGUAGCUCUGAUGCUAACAAUGCUACCACGCCAGCGUUGUCGUCAAGACAGAAUUCACAGCAUCCCACUAGCUCAGAUGGCAAGGUGACAUACUAUGGGGAUUCAUCCAAUCUUGAGUACAUGCUGCAUGAAAUGGGAGAUCCCUUGAGUGCUAUGUCCAAUGGCCUCAAUUUGGAAGGCACCAUUGAGAACUUAUAUCUCAAGCAGCUUGGACCAUCGACUAGAAGCUUGCUGGAAGACCACCGUCGGAACGAGGGUCUUUAUUUGAAGACCAAUAGGGCCUUCGAAACAUUCGAACGGACUAUCGGUCAGGACCUUAUACGAACCUUCUUCGAGUUGUGCCACCCUCAGAUCCCAAUUUUUGACAGAGCAGAUUUCCAGCUCAAAUAUGAAGCUGGGAGGGUUUCGCUUCUUAUUCUACAUGCUGUGUACUUUGUGGCAAUGGCCCACUGCAAUGAGACGCUCUAUAGGCAGGCUGGAUUUACCGACAGGUAUUCGGCUACUUUCGCAUGUUACCAGAAGGCAAAGACACUAUACGAUGCGAGCUAUGAAUCCGACGCUAUAGCUACCCUUCAAGCGGUCUGUCUCUUGUCGUACUGGUGGGGUAGUCCGUUGGAACAAAAGGACAUGUGGCACUGGCUUGGUAUUGCGAGCGGUUUAGCGCAGUCUCUGGGAUUGCAUCAACGGAAAACCUACUCGGGAUUGAAUGUGAGGAAUAAAAGAUUAUGGAAGCGGCUUUGGUGGACCAUAUAUAUCCAUGAUAUCUCUGCAGCACUUGUGCUAGGAAGGACUCCGCACAUCAAUGAUGCGUACUGCAAUGUAGGCAUGCUGAAUGACGACGAUUUUGAUUCGGACGACGAUGAAGUAAAUGCCGAUCUGUUUGGUGAUCCAUCUCGCGAUUCCCGACUGUACUUGGUAUAUUCAGCACAGCUCUACCUGCACACGAGCAAAUGCAUGUUAGAGAUAGCUAGGGCCGAGUCCGAUGAAUUUCCGGUCACCCAAAGCCUGGAUGCUCUUGCAUCGUGGAAGGACUCUCUUCCCGUCGAACUACGACUCGGACAAUCCAUGAUUUCUGCGAAUACUAUCCCCUGGGCCUCCUUGUUCCAUUUGAGCUACUUCACUGUGCAAAUUUUACUACGCCGGAGCAGUUUGAAACACCACGACGGAAUGAAGGUGGGAACAAUUGCCUUUAAUGCAGCAGUGCAGAUUGUACGAAUACUGGAAGACCUGGUGUCAUUGCAGCUCCUACACUUUGCUUUGCCGCGCAGUUCCGCUGCUGUUUUGGCCGCGCUCUCAGUCCAAAUUGCAAACAUGCGUGAAUGUGCGGCCCAUAUCGUCGAGGUUUCGAAGCAUAGAGCCCGACUCUGUAUGUUUGUCAUGAAUAAACUGAAGGAUCAUGCGCCUCCCCUCGCCUGGUAUUAUCGCCUCUUUGUGCGACUGUUGCACGGCUUGGGCUGCCAGAUUCCAGAAGAAGACAUUCAAGAACCCAUCCAGAAUCAGCGCUUACACGGAUUGACUCCAUCUACGACAGACUUCACUUAUAACAAUCAAUCAGGCCACGAUCCAAAUCUCCCUGACUUUGGUUCGCUAUUCAAUGAUCCAGCGCUCAGUGACUUGAACCUAUCUGAGGCAGUGUCCUCCUUCGCAUUCUCCGCAUUGCUCAACAGUGACUCAAUUGAUGAGACUUCAGCUGCCAUGGAGAAUCACGACCUCGAUAUGUCGUCUACCUAA
Aspergillus terreus NIH2624 is the source of this 2004-nucleotide messenger RNA. RefSeq names its product Zn(II)2Cys6 transcription factor. The record is from RefSeq and is a predicted model, not a curated record. The transcript is spliced from 7 exons. NCBI's taxonomy places the organism in Eukaryota, Fungi, Ascomycota, Eurotiomycetes, Eurotiales, Aspergillaceae. Gene Ontology annotation, molecular function: DNA binding; DNA-binding transcription factor activity, RNA polymerase II-specific; zinc ion binding. Gene Ontology annotation, biological process: DNA-templated transcription; regulation of DNA-templated transcription. Bases 1 to 2004 code for a protein of 667 amino acids.